This is a messenger RNA of Amaranthus tricolor (Joseph's coat), 1420 nucleotides long. RefSeq names its product glycine-rich cell wall structural protein 2-like. Gene Ontology annotation, molecular function: RNA binding. NCBI's taxonomy places the organism in Eukaryota, Viridiplantae, Streptophyta, Magnoliopsida, Caryophyllales, Amaranthaceae. The transcript has 9 exons. The record is from RefSeq and is a predicted model, not a curated record. Bases 328 to 1125 code for a protein of 265 amino acids.
GAUUUUUAUCAAAGAUUGGAAUAUUUUGUUUAUGACAUAUGACCCACUAAUUCAGUAAAUACUUGAAGAAGUCUAAUCACCUACAUUAACAAAUUGCUAUUCUUAAUAGAAGGCCGAGUCUACAUGGGACUGGAUUGAACUAUAAAUAAAAGUUAGGGUAAAAAUUGAAUCUUCAAGAAGAAAAAACAAGGGGAUUAUAAAACCAAUAUAAGAAGUCAGCCAACAAUUCUAGGGCGCAAAAGAAGAUACAUAGCUCAAGAACAGGGUUCUUCCUUCCUAUUUCUGCUGUUUCUGGGUUCAAUUUGCUCAAUCUUUUAAGGAGAAAAUAUGGAACAAUAUGUCAAGGUAGAGAAGCCUAAAGUUGAAACACCAAUUGAUGAGAAUGAGAUUCGUAUUACAAGCCAAGGAAGAAUGCGGAAUUAUAUUUCCUACGCCAUGACUCUUCUUCAGGAAAAGGGCUCUGAUGAAAUUGUGUUCAAGGCCAUGGGAAGAGCAAUUAACAAGACUGUGACAAUUGUGGAGCUCAUUAAGAGAAGAAUUGUCGGUCUGCAUCAGAUCACAUCAAUUGGAUCCACAGGUAUCACUGAUACAUGGGAGCCAAUUGAGGAAGGCCUUCUCCCCAUUGAAACCACAAGGCAUGUGUCAAUGGUAACUAUAACUCUUUCAAAAAAGGAGAUGAAUACAUCAGCUGUUGGGUAUCAACCUCCAUUGCCUACUGAUCAAGUGAAAGCCUUUAAUGAUUAUGAUUAUGACAGAGACGGCUCUCCGAAUAAUCGAGGUAGGGGUCGCGGUGGUAGAGUAAGAGGAAGGGGAAGAGGCAGAGGUCCAGCUGGCAAUGGAUUAAUGUCUACUGAGUAUGAGGAUGGUGGCUGGGAUCAGAACAGAGGUUAUUCCAGGGGUAGGGGCAGAGGCAGAGGUCGUGGCAUCCGUGGUCAUGGACGGGGAGGGUACAGUUACAACAGUUCUAUGGUUGACCCUCAGGAAAAUGCAGGUGGUUACAUUCGUGGACCUCCGUUUCCAGGCCGUGGCCGUGGUCGUGGGAGGGGUGGAGACCGUGGAAGGGGUGGUGGCCGUGGUGGACGCUCCAAUAGCCCGGCUCAGAGUGCAGCGGUAGGUGGUGCUUAAAUGCUCGUCCUUCAAACAGAAAAACUGCAGGGUGUUCUUGUUUUGAACAUGUUAAAUGCCUGCUUCGUCAUCUGUUUGACAUUGGCCUUUUUGUUUCGUCAACAAAAUUUACUUAGGACUUCAUGAAUGUGUACCAUUUAUAGACUAGUUUAGAUAAAAGUUUGGGCAAUAUUUGGUUCCUUUUCUCUCUUAGAAAGUAGGAUGAGUUUGUUUCGGAUAAUUGUAAUUCUUCCCAUACAUUGGCGAGCAGUGCAUUCUUUUAUUUGUUAAUGUCAGUAGAAUUCAUUUUGUUAUA